This is a messenger RNA of Puma concolor (puma), 822 nucleotides long. RefSeq names its product splA/ryanodine receptor domain and SOCS box containing 4 (gene SPSB4). NCBI's taxonomy places the organism in Eukaryota, Metazoa, Chordata, Mammalia, Carnivora, Felidae. Gene Ontology annotation, molecular function: protein binding. Gene Ontology annotation, biological process: intracellular signal transduction; proteasome-mediated ubiquitin-dependent protein catabolic process. The record is from RefSeq and is a predicted model, not a curated record. Gene Ontology annotation, cellular component: SCF ubiquitin ligase complex.
AUGGGCCAGAAGCUCUCGGGGAGCCUCAAGUCGGUGGAGGUGCGAGAGCCGGCGCUGCGGCCGGCCAAGCGGGAGCUACAGGGAGCGGAGCCGGGGCGGCCAGCGCGGCUGGACCAGCUGUUGGACAUGCCUGCGGCGGGGCCGGCGGUGCAGCUGCGGCACGCGUGGAACCCUGAGGACCGCUCGCUCAAUGUCUUCGUCAAGGAUGACGACCGGCUCACCUUCCACCGGCACCCGGUGGCCCAGAGCACCGACGGCAUCCGCGGCAAGGUGGGCCACGCCCGGGGCCUGCACGCCUGGCAGAUCAACUGGCCGGCGCGGCAGCGUGGCACCCACGCCGUAGUGGGGGUGGCCACGGCUCGAGCCCCCCUGCACUCCGUGGGCUACACGGCACUGGUGGGCAGUGACGCGGAGUCGUGGGGCUGGGACCUGGGCCGCAGCCGCCUCUACCACGACGGCAAGAACAGGCCGGGAGUGGCCUACCCCGCCUUCCUGGGGCCCGAGGAGGCCUUCGCGCUGCCGGACUCGCUGCUCGUGGUGCUAGACAUGGACGAGGGCACGCUCAGCUUCGUGGUGGACGGCCAGUAUCUGGGCGUGGCCUUCCGCGGCCUCAAGGGCAAGAAGCUGUACCCGGUGGUGAGUGCGGUGUGGGGCCACUGCGAAGUCACCAUGCGCUACAUCAACGGCCUUGACCCUGAGCCCCUGCCGCUGAUGGACCUUUGCCGGAGAUCCAUCCGCUUGGCCCUGGGCCGCCAGCGCCUACGGGACAUCGGCUCCCUGCCCCUGCCUCAAUCUCUCAAAAACUAUCUGCAGUACCAGUGA